UUGUGUACGGAAAAAAAUGCAACGAUGGGCGAAAACGGGGCAAAAGGGAAAUCAGGCACAACUGCAUGUGCUAGCUGCUAUAACACGAUAGAACCGGAACGACAUGUGGCCGCCGUUGGUCAGCUGUGGCACGCGGAAUGCUUUAGGUGCUCGGUGUGUGAUGCACGACUGUCGAGUUGGUACUUCGAGAAGGAUGGGCUACUGUUCUGCAGGGAUGAUCAUUGGUCAAAGUUUGGUGACUGCUGCCAGCAGUGCUCGCAGUUUAUCUCUGGACCUGCGAUGUUUGCCGGAGAUCACAAGUUUCAUCCGGAAUGCUUUCGUUGCGAAUUGUGUAAAGUAUUCAUCGGUGAUAGGGAAUCGUACGCGCUGCUGGAACGCUCGAAACUGUACUGCGGCCAAUGUUACAAACAUCAGCAGAAAGCGUUGGAAGUGAAGCGAAAUGAAGCAAUAGUGUCACCAUCGAAGGAAAGGCAUAAGCUACCGCAUUCCAUCCGGUUGGUUGAGAUACCCUGGAGCGGCAAUCGAUCGGAUCGCAUUCGACUGGCAACUGACGAGAAACCGUUUGGCACGGCCGGGAAGGGUGUUGCGAACGGAUGCAAGAGCGUUAGAAUAUCAGAGGUGUUCUGUACGGCGUACGGACAGAUAGGAAAGUACAUAUUUUCGUGUAUUAACACCGCGUUGGAUUCUUGCUGUGGUUUGCUUCACUUUAGAGUAACGCUCAAUCCCGAUUUAAUGCCACUCCGAGUCGGCGAUAAGGUACUAGAAGUGAACGGCACACCGGUGCGUGAUGUACCGUUGGAAAGUUUACAAAAUCUCAUCGAAGCUUCUGCGGGUAAAGCGCUCCAGCUUACGGUGGAACACGAUCCGGACCUUAUCGAGCAAUCCAUGCCUGAUGUUAAGGGUGGUGAAGGUAUACUCUCAGCUUCGUACAGUGGUCCCUCGCAAUGUGCGUCAGACGCGGUCAAUAACAAUGAGGACGAUGAAGGUACGCGGAGCCUGUCACCCAGUAAACUGGAACGUAUAUUCAAAAAGAAGGAUGAAGGCUACAUGAGCGGAUCGUCGCGAAAGUUACAGAAACGAUUGAAGGAUGUCAAUUGCAAUACUGCUACCAAUAGUUUAAAGGAGAAGGAACGAAGCUCAAGCAUGUCGCGCCUACUAGACGAACAUCGCACCAUGGCAACCGGGGGUGAAUUUUACGACCUGUCACGCACUAAAUCGUUUCGCGUCGAACCUAAAGCCGCACGCAUCUUCCGUGCCUCGGAUCUGGUCCAGGGCGAACUGCUAGGGAAAGGUUUCUUCGGACAAGUGUUCAAAGUGACGCAUCGCGUUACGCAAGAAGUAAUGGUGCUGAAAGAGCUGUAUCGUGUCGAUGAGGAAGCGCAGAAGAAUUUUCUCAAAGAAGUCGCCGUACUGCGGUCCCUUUCGCAUCACAACGUGCUACGCUUCAUCGGCGUGCUGUACAAGGACAAAAAGUUACAUCUCGUGACGGAAUUCAUACCCGGCGGUUCGUUGAAGGAAUUGAUACACGAUUCCGGCCAACCGCUUAGCUGGGAGCAGCGGAUAUCGUUUGCGCGCGAUAUUUCCUCCGGCAUGAGCUAUUUGCACUCGAUGAACAUUAUCCAUCGGGAUCUGAACUCGCUCAACUGUUUGGUGCGUGAGAAUGGGACGGUGAUUGUGGCCGAUUUUGGACUGGCGCGGAUCAUCAAACAACCGUUGAUAAGUACUACUGCUUAUGAGAAAUGUACCGUACCGCCAGCGAGUGGUAAUGGAACGAUUGGACGACGUGGGCGGCCGCGUCGGCAACGGUAUACGGUCGUUGGGAAUCCGUACUGGAUGGCACCGGAAAUGAUGCGUGGCAAUAAGUACGACGAGAAGGUGGACAUUUUUUCGUUCGGUAUUAUGCUGUGCGAAAUUAUUGGCCGGGUGCAGGCCGAUCCGGAUUAUUUGCCCCGGUUGCCCGACUUUGGGCUGAACGAGAAAGUGUUUCGGGAAAAGUUUUGCGGCCAGUGUCCGGAACCGUUCUACAAGAUUGCCUUCCUGUGCUGUGAUUUAAAUCCGGACAAGCGGCCACCAUUCCAUGUGCUGCAAGGUUGGCUAGAAACCAUGGCAACCGUCGUAGCGCUACAGCGUCCCAUUCCGAUAAGAAUAAUCGAUGAAAUCGAAAACUUUAAAGAACUGCAGAGUACGGAAUCGAGCCUGUGUACAACACCGGAUGGACUGACGACACCGCCACCAUCCACCGGUGGCUAUAGUCUUAAGCCAUCGCUUAGCCGAAAGCGCAUUUGCGAGGGACAGGAGGAGGACCCGGCCGAACGGCAGCAUAAAAUGACCGAUGUACAAACGACAACGGAAAGCCUAGACAUGGUGGACGGCGUGCGUAAUGUGCCUGUAGAUAGUAAUGCCAGUGCUGCUGUGCCACCGCUGGAAACGACAAACGGUACUACAGCAUCAGUAGCUGCAGGGCCUGGUUUCAUUGUUGUGGAUUUUAACGAUAUACCAAAGUCACCACACCUGGGGAAAGAUUUCUCCGCCAACGGGGAUCGUAUACGGGACAGUAUACGUGCCAAACGACGCCAGCGCAUGAUGUUAAGUCGUGAAAAUCAACGAAAGUCGCUCGAUUCUAGUUUGCUCGCUGCACGGCUCGCUGGAGGUACGGAUCGGUUGACGGAUUUGAGCACCACGCCAGACGAUGGAAGUUCAUCGGAACCGAUCAGUUUAAUCAUGACAAGUGAGAUGAUUGCAAAGGAAGCUACUAGUGCUGAUGUGAAUGUGACAGAGCGACCUUCAACAGAUCAGGUGCUUGCCUCGGUGAAAGAUAGCUUGGAGCGUACUAAAGACAUCAUUAGUGGCCAUCAACAGUUUUACAGUCCUUUUGCGGAUGGACAGUUGGUGCAGCAGAAAACGAAACACUACGGUGAGAAAGGUUUCAUCAUUCACGUACAAAAUGGACACCUGACGCUGAACAAUGUGCGCGAUCUGGAGAACUGUUCGGACUUUGAUUCGAGUUGUGAUACCAGUUUGAACUACGUGGAGGUAAACGGUAACCGGGUGGACAAUGAAGUGAAUUGUGAGUCUAUUCCACCGAAACCUGUAGAACCCUUGUGUCAGACGUAUCAAGCCCAGAAAUCUACUGCAGAUCGUGAGAAGGAAAUGCUUUCUUCAGACGAACGUAAAAAGUGUGAAAAGGAAAACAUUGCGCUCGAUGAGGAAUCGAAACCGUUGCCGGUAGAGUCUAAAAAUAAUUUCUCUUCCCUGAAAGCUACCUCGCCAUUGGCCUCGAUUCUGCCGGAAAGCAACAGCACAGCGAUAGUUGGAAUCAUGGAUGUUAGUGUAAUGGCGGCCAAAAAGGAGGAAAAAACAAUUUCUUCAAGUGCUCAAAAAGCCGUCCAAUAUACGCGGAAGUUGUUCCGCGUCGCUGAAUCUUCCGCGCCAUCCGCCGGUGUGCUACCAUCCAGCUCCAAGCAAAGCAAUAAUGACAUUCCCGCAAUGCAUCGAUCUAGUGCCAGUUCGGGCACGAAAGUGGCUGGUAAAGCUUCGGGACACGUGCGUACGACUUCAUCGGAACGUUCGAUCUUUUCUACCAAACAGAAAAUAUCUCCCACAUCCGAUCCGGAACCACAAACCGGAUUUGGUGGGACGGCUACUACCCCAGCGAUGGCAGCGAAUGACCUCGCAUCGGCAGAUCGGGCGGUAAAAUUAAACACGGUUCGAUCAGCUGCCCAUACAAUGGUACAUUCGUACAAAUUGAAACCAAACGAAACGACGGAUGGGGGUCAAAAGGGGCCUUCGGCGCGAUUAUCAUCAGGAAAGCGCACUAGCGCUGCUGUUGGAAAACCAGGAAGCUCUACAAAGGCCUCCGUAAUGGUUGCCGAUAGUGCGGUUUGUGUUGAUGAGAUGAUCCGUUCCGCUGCAAAGCCACCGAUCAGUUGUACUGGCGGUGGUGUAGGUAGUGCUAGUCUGCUAAAGUUAAACAAAGGCCGUACCUAUCGGCCGGUAGAACGGAUGACUGUGUACUAUAACGAAAUUCGUGCCAACUCAGGCAGCAAGGAAAGGUACACGUCGACACUUUCGCCAACGGUGGGCAGUAGUGGUAGUAAUUCACGUCCCGAGUCUCCUUCCCAACCUAUUACAAAUGGAAGCCGACCGCUUGUUGGUGGUAGUAGCAAUGGUAGUCGGAGCAUUGGAAUUCUUUCCCCUGCAAGCAUUCGUCGCCUCAAUGCACGGCUGUUGGAGGCACGUAAGGUAAAUAAUGCCUUGCCGCAGGACCAUCAUCCGGUGUCGGGUGCUUUGAAGGGCAAAGCAAGCGGUGGUCCAAUGCUUUCGCUGCAAGGUACAACGAAAGGACCCGGAAUGGCACGAAAAGUCCCAUUAUCUCCGUCUAGUCCCGUGCGCGGAACGGUGCACGGCAGUUCCGUUACCGGAUGUGGUAGAGAGCGCAAGGUACUGUCACCGACCGCUCUUGUUAAGGUGCCCAAGUGAGCUGGAAGCUUAGAUUAAGCUUGCUCACA
Messenger RNA from Anopheles maculipalpis, 4508 nucleotides. RefSeq names its product LIM domain kinase 1 (gene LIMK1). Gene Ontology annotation, molecular function: ATP binding; protein serine/threonine kinase activity; protein binding. Gene Ontology annotation, biological process: actin cytoskeleton organization; protein phosphorylation. The record is from RefSeq and is a predicted model, not a curated record. The coding region runs from base 25 to 4479 and encodes 1484 amino acids. The transcript is spliced from 9 exons. Gene Ontology annotation, cellular component: cytoplasm; nucleus. Lineage: Eukaryota; Metazoa; Arthropoda; Insecta; Diptera; Culicidae.